UUUCAGAAUGCACUCAGCCAGAAUUCAACAGUUUGUCAGACGUCUUCAACGCCCAUCCAUUCAGGGAGACCAUGUUUAUAUUUCAAGCAAAUACACAAGUCGUUUGUUUAUUUGUGAGCAAGAAGAAGUUAACAAAAUGAUUGAAUCAUAUCAAAAAAUUGACGACAAAUAUGCAUUGUUUGAACAAAUGUUCCUUACAAUAUUUUUGGAGCAGGAAGUCGAAAUGGCUUACAGUUUUGGGCUUGAGAAUUUGAAUGAGCAACAACUUAAGGUUGAACAGAAAUUCAGAACUCAUGUGGGAAAAUUUCAACGAUUCAUUACAGGAAUCAUUGACAUGCUUUCGAAAGGUGUUGAAAGUUCAGAUCAGAUUGUUGAAAUUCUUAGAAUCGUUGGUCGUCAACAUGGAAACGUGCGGACGAUGAGUUUCACUGCCGAGAAGUGGCUCAUUUUCAAGAAUGUGCUCCUUGACCUCCUGUGCAAGGAUGCAAAUGAGAAAGUGGGUGCAACGUGGAAUAAGCUCAUCAGUUUUAUGAUCUCUGAAGUUAAGGACAGCUAUUUGGAGCAUGUACGUCACGCUCGUUCAUCUUCAUGUCCACAAAUCAAUUCAUACCGUUUCAUUGCGUCUCGCUCAAAACGUCUUCGUUCCCGAAAACAUUCGGAAUCAGCAAACAAACUGGGACGCAUUGAAUCUGGAAAAGCGCUCGACGGGUGAUUGGAGAUAACUUGCAAUACCACUCAAAAGGCAUAUCUUUUUCAUUUUUCUCUUCUCUUUUCUCAUUUAAUGACACAUUUUGUACAUACAAUAGACUCAUAGAGACAAUGAAAAAUCGUUUAUUUUU
Molecule: messenger RNA, 839 nt
Organism: Caenorhabditis elegans
Lineage: Eukaryota; Metazoa; Nematoda; Chromadorea; Rhabditida; Rhabditidae
Gene: glb-15
Product: Globin family profile domain-containing protein
Exons: 6
Coding region: 8-712 (234 amino acids)
Molecular function (GO): heme binding; oxygen binding
Source: RefSeq, marked reviewed